AUGGCAAACCGAGAUCAGCAAAUCGAGUUAUGGUUAUUGGAGGAAGAUGAGGACAUUUUAGAGGGUACUCCAUGUUCUGAUGACGAAGAGUCGGAUCACCUAGAAGUCCAGGGCGAAAAUACGGACUCAGAAGAAGAUGGUGACCAUGAUUUAGGUGAAUUUGAGUUGAACCAAACAUUUGCUAGUUCCGCAAGCCCCGCACAUGUUUUCACGGAUGAGGACGAGGUACCACUUUCAAAUUUAUUUUACCAAAGUGUUGACAAUACUAGAUGGCUGAAGGAACAAGUUCGUGCUCGACGUUUGAUGCGCCAACACAACAUCGUACGUGUACAAUCAGGUCCUCGAGAAAUAGCGAAAACGAAGGCUACUUCUCUAGAUUGUUUGUCUCUCUUUCUUGAUGAUGAAAUUGUAGCUAUGAUAACGGAUUCCACAAAUAAACGUAUACUAAUUGAGCAAAAUAAAUAUUCAAGGGAUAGAGAUGCGAAAAUAACUGAUGAGUUAGAAAUAAAAGGACUAAUGGGCAUUUUAUAUCUCUGUGGGAGUGUAAAAUCUGGAAGGGAAAAUAUCUUGCAGUUGUUUGACGCUAAGAAAGGGACCGGGAUGGAAGCUGUUUAUCUUACAAUGAAUGUACAAAGGUUCAAGUUUUUGAUGAGAAACCUUCGUUUUGAUGAUCCUACAACGAGAGCGCAAAGGAUAAUGGUUGACAAGUUGGCACCUAUUCGUGAUUUAUUUCAGAAAAUUGUCAAAAGUUUUCAAAAACAUUAUACACCAAGUUCUGAACUGACUUUAGACGAACAAUUGAUAGCGUACAGAGGCAGGUGCCGAUUUCGGCAAUACAUUCCCAACAAGCCAGCGAAAUAUGGGAUCAAAAUAUUUGCCCUGGUCGAUUGUGAACGUCCAUACACUUACAAUUUGGAAAUAUAUGGAGGCAGUAACCCCGGUCCCUUGGAAAUAAGCAAUAAUCGGUUUGACGUAGUUCUGAGAGUCACUGAACCUAUUCAUGGUGAAAAUAGAAACGUAACAAUGGACAACUGGUUUACUUCUCUCGAAGCAGCUAAGAAGCUUUUUGAAAAUAAAACCACUGUCGUUGGUACAAUUAGAAAGGAUAAAAGAGAGGUACCGAAGGCAUUCCGAACAACUACAAACAGAACUGAAUUUUCGUCUUUGUUUGGUUUUCAUGAAAACACUACCUUAGUUUCAUAUGUGCCAAAAAAGAAUAAGGUUGUAUUACUUUUGUCAACUGUACAUAAUGAUGGUUGUAUUGACGAGAGUUCUGGUGACAAACGUAAACCAGAUAUUAUUACAUAUUAUAAUCGAACAAAGAAUGGGGUAGACCUAGUGGACAAAAUGUGUUCCUUGUAUGAUGUGGCCAGAAACUCACGGCGAUGGCCGCUGACGGUUUUUUUUAAUUUGAUGAAUAUAAGUGCCAUAAAUGCUUUAUGCAUAUACAAAGCAAACAAUGGACUAACAAAAGUAUUACGUCGACAGUUUCUUUCUGAUAUUGCGUUGGGUAUGAUGAAACCUUUGGCUAGUAGAAGAAUGAGUACUGAUUGUUUACCGAAGAUCCUCAAGCUUAAAAUAAGCGAUUUUUUGGGUAUUCCAUUAGACGAACAACCACAAAAAGUGGCGAGUUCUCCUCGUGGAGGCGCGCGUGGUCGCUGCUUUUUGUGUGGAAGAAAACGUAAUAAAACCACGCGUAUAUCAUGCCAAUUAUGUGGGAAAUUUACUUGUCCCGACCAUUGCAAUUAUAUGUGCAAUAGUUGUUAUGAAAAUCAUACCUAA
Molecule: messenger RNA, 1782 nt
Organism: Parnassius mnemosyne (clouded apollo)
Lineage: Eukaryota; Metazoa; Arthropoda; Insecta; Lepidoptera; Papilionidae
Source: the annotation of a GenBank genome assembly